This is a messenger RNA of Pisolithus orientalis, 1053 nucleotides long. RefSeq lists its product as uncharacterized. The record is from RefSeq and is a predicted model, not a curated record. Lineage: Eukaryota; Fungi; Basidiomycota; Agaricomycetes; Boletales; Pisolithaceae. Bases 1 to 1053 code for a protein of 350 amino acids. The transcript is spliced from 10 exons. Gene Ontology annotation, molecular function: dioxygenase activity.
AUGUCUCUACCACAAACAGCGGCCUCGGUAGGUGGCGCAUUCGACAGUAUACCUGUUGUCGAUAUAGGAUGUGUGUCGACACCUGAAGAACGGGCUGCUUUGGCUCAGCAGAUAAGGGAUGCCUGCGUGAAUGUCGGGUUCUUUUACAUCAGCAACCAUGGUAUACCCCAAGAGACGAUCGACGAGGUCUUCUCCGCCAUGAAGGCUUACUUUUCUCUCCCCCUUGAGACGAAAAUGAAGGUAGGCACCACCAUCCUUGCACCAGCCCAAUCUUCGCCUCAUCCAGAAAAGCUUUAUCAUAAAGAAGUUGCCAAUUUCAAAGGGUACACACCCGUGCUAGACUCCAACAUCGACCCAGCCAACAGAGGCGAUCUGCACGAGGGCUUUGAGAUCGGUUGGGAAGAACUGCUAGCCAAGGAAAACGACGAAAAGAGAGUGAAUGAUGGUUCUAUGUCUGGUGCAAACGCAUGGCCCUUGGAACCCGCCGGAUUCCGUGAAGCCUGUCUCGGUUACUAUCACGCAGCUGUAGGUGUCGGAAAGGUCCUGUUCCGCCUCUUUGCCCUUGCAUUAGAUCUCCCUGAAACAUACUUUGAUGACAAGACCAGGAAUUCUGCCGCAAACAUGCAGUUUCUCCAUUAUCCACCGCAAACGGGUUCCGAUGAUGAUCGUAUCAUCGGGUUCGGUGCCCAUACGGAGUUGGGAUUCUUCUUAAAGCAGCCCGGUAUUCAAGCUCUUCAGGUGUUAAACUCGGAGACUCGGGAAUGGAUAAAUGCGCCGCCAAUCCCGGGAACACUGGUCAUAAAUAUCGCAGACCAGCUUGCACGAUGGACGAACGACGUAUUUAGGUCGACCGUGCACAGAGCGAUCAACAGGAGUGGUGUCCGCCGGCAUUCCAUUCCCUUGUUUUUCGGUACGGAUUACCAUGUCCAGAUUGAACCGAUGCCGAGUUGUGUAUCCCCUGAGAGACCGCCCAAGUACGAACCCAUCGCUGCAGGUGACUACGUCCGAAAGCGCCUGGAGGAGAAAUACCAUCAGAACGCCACUUUCUCGUGA